Trypanosoma cruzi is the source of this 873-nucleotide messenger RNA. RefSeq lists its product as uncharacterized. The transcript has a single exon. The record is from RefSeq and is a predicted model, not a curated record. Lineage: Eukaryota; Euglenozoa; Kinetoplastea; Trypanosomatida; Trypanosomatidae. The coding region runs from base 1 to 873 and encodes 290 amino acids.
AUGGCGGAUGAAAGCUGUUUUGUUGCCUUUGCUUCGUACAUUGCUAAGAAUGCGCCGUGUCGCCGCCUGACGGGAUGCCUGCACUCGGAGCCCUUCGAGGCAUUGUUUUGUUUCAUUCAGGGUGAUGCCACAAUCAUCAUGGCAGCACCUUCCCUCAACGGCUUUGAGUGCGACAAUACGAAUGACGGCAAAGAGAGCGAUGAGGAUUAUGGUGACGACUUGCACCGAGGGGCGGAUUAUUUGCGUGUCUUGGCACACGAAUCCCGGGAGGGUUUGGAUGCCGUCCCCACAAUUCCCGGCCUUGAGGAACCGUUGGCCUUCGCGCUGUCACCCGCCGUAAUUAGUGCCCCCUGCGUUGAGGCUGAUCCAUUUACCGUGGAGUUCACGCAGCAGCUCUCGAGUGUUUGUGCUGCUGGUCCCGCGUUGGCCCAUUCGCAUGUAUUUCAGCGUUGCCUGGCGGAUGAUUUGAUGUGUGUUGUCCAGGCCGCCGCCUCGAGUUUUCUUUUGCUGCCCAAUAAUAAACACUUUGCGUUGCGGCGGGUAUUUGUUUGCGUGGCCGUCGACGCACGUGGCGAUGCUCAACGGGUGUGUCUUUUGUUUGGCGGGCACGAGGGAGACUUCGGUGUGUGCCGACAGCACCGCGAAAGUCUUCGUCGACGGAUGGAGGCGAAAAUAAGGGGGGUCUGUCUGCUGCAUCUCUCAAGGCAGCUGCGGGGCACUCCGGACGCACAGAGUGAAUGGAUGUAUGCCGCGCAGCUGGGGAGACCAGUUUUCUUCUCCGCCCUCCGUUGCCGGGGGAAUCGAGAAUCCACAGCGCCACUGCCAGCUGCAUUUUACUGCUGGGGAUCGACUGUGCUGAAGUUGCUCAUCUAA